AUGGCGAGUUUCUUUCAUGAGACUCAGACAGAUGAUUCACCUUCGCAAGAAAUUUUUGGAGUGGGAAGUUCAACAACAAGAUCGCCAGAAACGACAGUAAAGAGUUCCACAAGCACUUCGUCUGAAACUACAACAGAGAGCACGGCAGAUAAUUCGCCAGAAACUACAACAAGGAGUUCGACAGAUAAUUCACCUGAAACUACAACAGAGAGCACGGCAGAGGCACGUGAAACUACAACAGAGGGUACGACAAAUAAUUCACCAGAAACUACAACAGAGAGCACGGCAGGUAAUUCACCAGAAACUACAACAAGGAGUACGACAGAUAAUUCACCUGAAGCUACAACAGAGAGUACGACAAAUAAUUCACCAGAAACUACAACAAGGAGUACGACAGAUAAUUCACCUGAAGCUACAACAGAGAGUACGACAAAUAAUUCACCAGAAACUACAACAGAGAGCACGACAGAUAAUUCACCAGAAGCUACAACAGAGAGUACGACAAAUAUAUUGCCAGAAACUACAACAGAGACUACAACAGAGACUUCAAAUGUGAGUUCGUGUAAGAUGCUGCAUUCAAUGGGCUACCAAACAAGUGGUGUCUACUCCAUCAUUCCUAGUGGGGCGGAUGCGAUCGAUGUUAACUGUGAUAUGAUCAGCGACGGCGGAGGAUGGACAGUUUUUCAGAAACGUUAUGAUGGGUCUGUCAAUUUCUACCGGAAAUACGCUGAGUAUGUCCAAGGAUUUGGUGACGUCAGCGGCGAAUACUGGUUGGGGUUAGAUAUUAUCUAUUUGCUGGCCAAAGAUGGCGUCGAGCUACGGAUCGAUUUGGUGGAUUACAGCAACAAUCAAGUCUAUGCCCAUUAUGGUCAAUUCAGCAUUGGAAGCCCUAUCACAAACUACCGACUCAAUUUCUCAUCAUAUUCUGGUACUGCAGGAGAAGGACUCGAUGUGGCCAACGCACAAGGCUUCACGACCUAUGACAUGGACAAUGAUAUUGCAGGGGGAAACUGUGCAAUUGAUUACCAAGGGGCGUGGUGGUAUAAUUAUUGUUACACGUCCAAUUUAAAUGGUGUUUAUGGAAUUCAGAACGAUCUUCGUGGAAUCGUAUGGACCUGGCCUGAAAAGUACAUGACAUCUACAGAGAUGAAGUUGAGAGAAUCCUCUUAAUUCAUUCAUGUUUGCGCCAUUUGUUUUUCUUAUCUCGAAUAUGAGCUUUCGAAAGACAUUCCAGUAAAAUGUCUAUGUAUAUAUGGAUAUUGAUAAUGCUUUGAUUGACAGUCCAAAAACCUGACAUUAUCUUUAUUGCGGCUUGUAAAGAUUUUAACUUGAGUUGUGUACAAUACCAUCGACUCGAGUCCAAGUCCAGCGCAAUUAAGUAAUACAACACUGAUAGUCCACUUUUUGAGAGAAACUUGAAAAAUAUUGAUGUGUUUUUGCUGAAUUCAGUGGAUUGGAACAUAUAUAAUUAUAUUUGUGUAUAUAAACACUGUUGCCCAUAAAGUUGGAAUGAUUUGUAUUUACCUCUUUUCAUUUGAAUGAUUUUGAUGUGAUUUGUUCUUCAUGGAACGGAUUAUAAUUAUCCUAGAACUACAUUGAUCAAUCUCUAUGCAUCAGUCUGUAGAUUGAUCAUUAAUGUUCUGAGAAGUAUAAACUUUAUCAAGCAGAAAUCGCACUGUCAAUGUCAGAUCAUAAUAUGAUAUCUCCUUGCCCUGUCCUGAGUAAGAUUUUAUUAAAUGCAUAUAAUUAGGCCUGAAAAACUCUAUCACACUGAAGAGUACGUGCAUGUGUAAGUAUUAUCGUUUAUGACAAACAUCAAAAUACUCCAAAUUUUGCAGUAUAUAUGAGUUUUAAUGUUAAUUAAUGUUCAGCACAAACCUGUCUGUGUAUAACAAAAUAUGAUUAUCUUCACAGAUAAAACAUACUAAAAACACAAUGAACCUGUUUCUCCUAUCUCUGAAACGAUAACGAAUGUAUAUCACCAUGUUCUAAGAUCGAAUAAUAGACGUUAUUAAACAAAACACAACUUUAUUCAAAUGUUUUAAUCCAAUAAAUGUUGGACCUUUACGUGUACAUAAACUUCAUGAAGAAAACUUA
Molecule: messenger RNA, 2097 nt
Organism: Strongylocentrotus purpuratus (purple sea urchin)
Lineage: Eukaryota; Metazoa; Echinodermata; Echinoidea; Camarodonta; Strongylocentrotidae
Product: ficolin-2-like
Exons: 4
Coding region: 1-1170 (389 amino acids)
Source: RefSeq, a predicted model, not a curated record